AUGUCAUUUGGAACAGCUUCGUCACACGAGCUAGAUAUGUCAACAGAAGGUUCAGGGUUUAAAAAUGCUGAUAAAUUUGAUGAUAGCUUCCCCAUCCAUGAUGGGCUUCCACAUGAUCCAGAGAUCCAAUCACCUUCUAGUUCACACUGGCAAUUCGCAUCACCGGCUGACUACCAAAGAGCUAACCGGCAACUCUUAGAGCUAAGAAACGUAGAUCAAUCGAUUUGGGAAUUCACUGAAAUACGAAAUUGUCAAAAGAUUAAACCGGACGGAUUAACAGAUUUCUCAAUCACGAAAGCAAUUAAAGGUGAUGGAAAUUGUCAAUUUAGAGCAAUUUCUUUAAUCAUGACAGGUAGUCAAGAAAAUCAUGGACUCGUUAGAGAAAGAACAGUUGAAUAUAUGCGAAUGAAUUCCUACAAAUUCAAACCGUUUGCAAAUUAUGCUGAUCCUGGUGCUGGUGGAUCAUGGGAAGGGUAUUUAGAAAAUUUAAAAAAACCUACAACAUAUGGAGAUCAUCUUACAUUGGAAGCCAUGGCUGCCCUUUGUCGACGCAAGUUUGUGGUUCUCAAUGAAAGGAGUACUCAUGAUGGUGUUGAUAUCAUGACGGCCAACCCGGACAAUAACUAUUUAAAAAAUUCUUUUCUUUAUUUAAACAAUGAUCAUUAUGAACUUCUUUUGAAAGAUUUACCCUCGACUAACGCACCUAAUUUAGGAGGUUCGAAUUCAUUCCCGCCUACGAACUAUCGUUCGAAUCAACCUAUCAGAUCGACUUCCUCAAACAAUCGAAAAUAUGAAACUCAUACAAUGGAAUUACCCAAGAGUCAGACGCAGAAAUUGGAGAGUUACAUAAUAGGCCCAACAGGCGAACCUAUCUCAGAGCGCAUCAAUACUCGACUGCCCUAUUCACGAAGUCGAACUUUGCAGAAUGGUGGAGUAACCAGUCAAGACAGAAACCCGGCUGGUUUUUAUAAGAAAAAUACGCCUGAAACUGGUUUUGGGAGUAGAACAAAGAAGGUUGAAACUCGACCUGUCAGUUCACCUUCAAAGGUCUUCAAAGAAACUAUGGGUACGAAAAAAGUAGACUUAAGACUACGUUUCGAUACUGGAGUUGAUGGAGUCGUCAAUGGAUUUUUCAAGAGUGGCAUCGAUAUAGAUACUUCAGAGGCAUUGAAAAUACUCGAGGAACAUUAUAACUUUGAUUCUCGGAUACCAAAUGCACUUUCACAAUGGAAUUCGAAAAAAAUUCCACAGUUGAGUAAAACCUUAUAUACACCACCAUUUGAACAAAAAGGAACAUCGCAAUUUGAAUCAUUUUCAGCAUUGAUGGGACAAAAAGAAACUCCUGAAGAAUUAAGGAUGAGAGUUAUACAAACUAUGAUAGAUCAAAGAGAACAGUAUGAGCCAAAUAUCGAGAGAGGUACACAUGGCUCUUGGGAGCUUUAUUUGGCUUAUAUAGCGGAGUCUGAUACACCGGGUGAUCAUUUGACUCUGCAAGCUUUGGCAGAUACGUUUGGUAGACGGAUUGUGGUGGUCAAUCAAGGGAGAGAUCCAUCAAAAGUGAUGCUUCAGGAAAUGGCUCCAUUGAAACCUGAUGAGAAUGCGUACGGAUCAUUUUUGAUGUAUCAAAGUGAUCAACAUUAUGGAUUAUUAAUUUAA
This is a messenger RNA of Melampsora larici-populina 98AG31, 1656 nucleotides long. RefSeq lists its product as uncharacterized. Gene Ontology annotation, molecular function: cysteine-type deubiquitinase activity. The record is from RefSeq and is a predicted model, not a curated record. The coding region runs from base 1 to 1656 and encodes 551 amino acids. Gene Ontology annotation, biological process: protein deubiquitination. The transcript has 4 exons. Lineage: Eukaryota; Fungi; Basidiomycota; Pucciniomycetes; Pucciniales; Melampsoraceae.